This is a messenger RNA of Betta splendens (Siamese fighting fish), 3108 nucleotides long. It is a transcript of the gene rcor3, whose product is annotated as REST corepressor 3. Gene Ontology annotation, molecular function: transcription corepressor activity. Gene Ontology annotation, cellular component: transcription regulator complex; histone deacetylase complex. NCBI's taxonomy places the organism in Eukaryota, Metazoa, Chordata, Actinopteri, Anabantiformes, Osphronemidae. The record is from RefSeq and is a predicted model, not a curated record. The coding region runs from base 232 to 1881 and encodes 549 amino acids. Gene Ontology annotation, biological process: regulation of transcription by RNA polymerase II; negative regulation of DNA-templated transcription. The transcript is spliced from 12 exons.
ACGUGGACUUUUAGGCUAAGGAUCGUUUACAGGAAGUAAACUGUACUUGGUGUUUGAGACGCCACAUAGCCUCAAAUUAUUGCAAAUCCGCAGAAGCUCGCAUAGGAGCGCUGCAGCGACGCGGUCGAGUUGCGGCAACUGACCGAACUGCAGCAGAGAAGCCUCCAGCUCCUCCGCUGACAUUUUUAUUCCGAAACAGCGGCUAGAAAAACGGUGAAUGUGAGCGCUGCGAUGCCGGGAAUGAUGGAUAAAGGAUCAGAGUACUUGGGGAAAGGCCGCUCGAACGGCACCAAGAGUCCGUCGAACGCAUCCAACGGACAUUAUUCAGACGAAAGCGGCAGCGACGACGAACACGAUGUGGGCAUGCGGGUCGGAACCGAUUAUCAGGCGAACAUUCCCGAUUUCGACCCAGGUUCUAACAAGUACUCGGAUAAAGACAGUGGAGGGAUGCUGGUUUGGUCUCCGCAUCACACCAUCAUCGACUCUAAACUGGACGAGUACAUCGCUAUCGCCAAAGAGAAGCACGGAUACAACGUGGAGCAGGCUCUCGGGAUGCUGUUCUGGCACAAACACAACAUAGAGAAGUCUCUUGCCGACCUGCCGAACUUCACUCCAUUUCCAGACGAGUGGACGGUGGAGGACAAGGUGCUGUUUGAACAGGCGUUCAGCUUCCACGGGAAGAGCUUCCACCGCAUCCAGCAGAUGCUUCCAGACAAAUCCAUCUCCAGCCUAGUGAAGUACUACUACUCCUGGAAGAAGACCCGCUCCAGAACCAGCCUGAUGGACCGACAGGCUCGGAAACUGGCCAACAGGAGCAAUCAGGACGACCGGUACAGUGACGAAGAGAUGGAAGACGCUAAUCCCAUCGAAGCCAACGAUAGCGACUACGACCCGAACAAAGAAACCAAGAAGGAGAACCAGGCAGAGCCGCCGGUGCCAGGCUCUAAGGUGGCUCUGGGCCGGCGAGAGCAUCAGACCCUCCAGCACCGACAUCAUCAGCGCUCGCGCUGCCGACCUCCAAAGGGCAUGUAUUUGACCCAGGAGGACGUGGUGGCCGUGUCCUGCAGCGCCUCCGCUGCCAACACCCUCCUCCGUCAGCUGGACAUGGAGCUGGUGUCCCUCAAGAGGCAGGUGCAGAACGCCAAACAGAUGAACAGUGGACUGAAACACAUGCUGGAGUCCGGGAUCGAUGAGUUCAGGCUGCCUGAGUGCAACCAGAAGGUGAACGCCCGCUGGACCACAGACGAGCAGCUGCUGGCGGUUCAAGGUGUACGAAAAUACGGGAAGGACUUCCAGGCCAUCGCAGACGUUAUCGGCAACAAGACGGUGGGUCAGGUCAAGAACUUCUUUGUGAACUACCGGCGGCGGUUCAACCUGGAGGAGGUGCUGCAGGAGUGGGAGGCAGAGCAGGGCACAAGAGCCCCCAACGGAGACAGCGCCACCUCUGGAGAGGAAGGGAAGAACAGCUCCACCACCCCGUCAGGGAAGAGCACCGACGAGGAGGACGAAGAGGGUCAGGUGACCUCCUCGGGUGUGUCUCCUGCCGCCUCCUCUUCUUCGUCAGCUCAGACUUCGAUGACGUCCAGCUGCUCCUCCUCCCUGCACCAGCCUCCUCCACUCCUGCGGCCCUCUCUUCCAGCUACGCCGUCCCUGCACCGCCAGCCGCCGCCCCUCCAGCAGCAGGCCCGCUUCCUGCAGCCACGCCCCACCCUGCAGCAGCCCCCGCCUCUCAUCCGCCCGUCCAACCCUUUGCCCCCUCGCCUGAACCCCCGUCCUCCCGCUCCAAUGACGCUUGUGGGGUCCUGCCCGAGCUCCGCCCAGCAGUCCUCCAGCCUCAACGUCCACCAAUCAGAGACGGCCUCGUCUUCCUCCCGCCACUAACGAAGUAAUUCAGGUCCUGUGUCUGAAUUUAUGCUUCCAGACCACAACAGUGUUCAAGGAUUUUGAUAUGUUUCUCUCUUUCACCACAGGUAUAGAAAACAAAACAGUUAUGAUUUUUUUACAGUGAACAGUAAAUAUUUUGUAAUUGCCUGGAAGUUGUGGAGCUUUUAGUUGUAUGUCAAGGAAAAUGUGUAGGAUAUUAAAUGGAGCUUUCAGUCAUAAAAAGCUAAAGGUCACUGGAUGUGGUGUCUCACAGGGCCCAGUGUUGGGUCCCCCUGUUUCCACUUUAGGUGUCUUUAUGGCACUGCAUUAACCACAAACGCAGCAGAUUCCUUCAGACAUUCUAACCAGUGACUUGGUGUCAUAAACUGCACAGUUUAUUAGCGUUCAUUGACGGCUGAGAUCAGGUCUGAAUGGAUCAGAGCUUAUCUGCUACUGUAGUCAAAAAGCUGGAUGCAUUCAUCCAAAGCAUAAAUAAUCUGAUCUAAAGUCCUGCAAAUUCUACCACAUUGAUCUGACACAACUGGUUCGAUUGGUUGAAAAGCAGCAAGCAGAUACUUAGCUGGAGUCGAGGACAGCGCCCCCAGGAGUCUGGGAGGAGAACCGCCGAGAACGCUUGUUUUUCUCAAAUACUGUGAACAUUACUUCAGUCAUUUUAGUAUGUGCUGAGCCUAAACCUUCGAAUACCCAACAGUUUUAUUAAGGUGAAACUUCCCUGCAAGAGUAAAUACUGCAUCAGUGUUUCAGAUUACCCCCAUUUGAGGUAGCACGACAUACUAAAACUCAGUCACACCGGUGAGCGCCAGCUAAAAACACGUACGCUUACGUGAAUGAUCUGUGACCCGCUUCCAUCCGAGCAGCUGUGGAACUGAAACAUUUGGUCCGGUUGUUGACACUUUUUGAAAACACUAGAGCUUCUGUAGAAAUGUCUCCAUCCGUCGUUCUGUUGUUCUCUCACACGAGGUGUUGUUUUGGUGAGACUGAAUCUGCCUCAGUGCUUCUGUCCUCUUCUUCCUCUUCCUGGUGCUACAAGUUCAGAUUUGGUGUAAAGCAUCGUUGUGAAAGUGCUCUUAAUGCUUUUGGACAAACGUAUCGCAGCAUUAAAUGUGACUGGCAGCACAGAGUCCACACAGAGUUCUGGUAGAACGUGUAGACAUCGAUGUUGAGGUGAAGCUGCUGAGAUGUACUGUCUGUUCUUGUUCUCAUUAAAGCUACGUUUGUACCGUC